Moneuplotes crassus is the source of this 808-nucleotide messenger RNA. The record is from the annotation of a GenBank genome assembly. Lineage: Eukaryota; Ciliophora; Spirotrichea; Euplotida; Euplotidae.
AAAUAAUACUAAUGAUUGAAGAUGGUAAUGUUGAAUGAGACUAUAUUAUCAAGAUCAUACUGAUUGGAGAUAGCUCAGUAGGGAAGACUUGACUUAUAAAUAAGUUUAAUGAUCCGAAUGAUAACUCUAAUUUGGAAGUAAAUACUACUAUUGGGUAUGAGUACUGAAAUAAGUACUUUGCACAAGAUGACAGAAUAGUUCAGAUUCAUCUAUGGGACACAGCUGGACAAGAGAGGCAUAGAAGUAUGAUAGGUACAUACUAUCGAAAAACAGCUGGGGCUGUUUUGGUAUAUGAUAUCACAGACAGAACCUCUUUUGAGAACUGCUCCGCCUGGAUAAAGGAGUUGCAAGAAAACAUUCCACUCAAACCCUCUGAGAAUUUAGUGAAUAAGAGUGAGUCCAGGUAUGAAGAGAACUGCAAACUCAUCAUUGUGGGGAAUAAACUUGACCUUGAAGAGCAGAGAUGAGUCUCUGUUGAAGAAGGAGAACGACUGGCAGAGAUGAACGACGCAGCCUUUUUUGAAACAAGUGCUAAAACUGGACUAAAUGUCCAAGGAGUUUUUGAAACACUAAUCACUAAGAUCGUUGAAUGAUUGAAACAAAUGGAAAAAGAGAAGACCAAAGACGAUGGGGCUACUUUGAACUACAACUCUAGCAUCGCUACUUCUAUUAAAUUACAUUCGGAGAGUAGUUCUAAGAAGAAAAGGGCCUGUAAGGAUUGAGUAAUUUUCUAACCAAGAAAUUCUGGUUACCAAGAUCAUUUCUAAUUAUGAAAUAGAAGCUAUUCUGAAACAUUAAUGCAAUUUCA